Molecule: messenger RNA, 3572 nt
Organism: Lacerta agilis (Sand lizard)
Lineage: Eukaryota; Metazoa; Chordata; Lepidosauria; Squamata; Lacertidae
Gene: AARS2
Product: alanyl-tRNA synthetase 2, mitochondrial
Biological process (GO): alanyl-tRNA aminoacylation; tRNA modification
Cellular component (GO): cytoplasm; mitochondrion
Molecular function (GO): amino acid binding; alanine-tRNA ligase activity; aminoacyl-tRNA deacylase activity
Source: RefSeq, a predicted model, not a curated record
UCCGCCCUCAGUUAAGAUGGCGGCGGCAGUAGCAGGCAAGGGCUCGGUCAGGCGCCUUCUCCGGUGUCCCCUGGCUGGUAUUGCAGCUCCUGCCAGGGGGCUCGUUCUGUCGCUUUGCCGUCCUCCGCGCGAGUGCGCCAGGCUUUCCUCCAGUUCUUCAAGGAGCGGCACGGACACCAAGUGGUGCCGUCGGCUCCGGUACGGCCGCGAGGGGAUCCCGGGCUGUUGUUCGUGAACGCGGGUAUGAACCAGUUCAAGCCCAUUUUCCUGGGCUCAGCAGAUCCCCGGAGUGAGCUAGCAAGUUACCGGCGGGUGGUGAACAGCCAGAAAUGUGUGCGCGCAGGUGGGAAGCACAAUGAUUUGGAGGAUGUGGGCCGAGAUGUUUAUCAUCACACGUUCUUUGAAAUGCUGGGGAACUGGUCCUUCGGUGAUUAUUUCAAAUGUCCUCCCAGCCACGUGCUUCCUUUUCAGUUGAAAGAUAACUUCUGGGAGAUGGGCGAUACUGGUCCCUGUGGACCCUGCACAGAAAUCCAUUAUGACCAUGUGGGCAGGGGUAGGAAUGUGGCAGCACUGGUGAACCAGGGCAACCCUGAUGUGGUGGAGAUCUGGAAUCUGGUUUUCAUGCAGUAUAGCAGAGAGGCUGAUGGGAGUCUACAGAAGCUGCCUGAGCAUCAUGUGGACACAGGAAUGGGUCUGGAAAGGUUCAUGACCAUUCUCCAGAAUAAGCGCUCCAUAGACACCGACCUCUUCACUCCUAUCCUGGAUGCCAUCCACAAGGGCUGUGGUGGGCCCAGAUAUCGGGGCUUGGUUGGAGAAGCUGCCGGGAGGGUGGACACGGCCUACAGAGUGGUGGCAGAUCACGUGCGCACCUUGUCCAUCUGCAUUGCCGAUGGUGUUUACCCAGGCAUGUCUGGUGCCGAGCUUGUCCUUCGCCAGAUCUUGCGCAGGGCUGUGCGGUUUUGCUCUGAAAUUCUCCAUGCGCCUGGGUUCCUGGCCAGCUUGGUUCCUGUUGUGGUGGAAAUUCUGGGAGAUGCCUAUCCGGAGCUAAGGAAGGAUACAGACACGAUUAUGAAUAUCAUCAGUGAGCAUGAGGAUGCCUUUCUCUCUUCCCUCCAGCGGGGGCGCCGCAUUAUAAACAGAACCCUCCAACAGAUGGAUCACUCCAAAGUCUUCCCAGUGGAGGUUGCUUGGUCUCUCCAUAGCAAUUUGGGUUUCCCGCUGGAUCUUGUUGGUUUGAUGCUGAAGGAGAAGGGAGUCCAGCUGGACGUUGCUGCUUUAGACCAUCUGGCUCGGGAAGAUGCUGAGCGCAAAUCUCAGCCACAGCAGGAGCAGAGAGCUGGGAUGCACCUGGACAUGCAUUCAUUGGCCAAGCUGAGGCAGGACGGGGUGCCUGUUACUGACGACACUCCGAAGUUUGCCUAUGAUCUUGGGCAGGAUGGCAGAUAUGUUUUCCAUCCGUGUCAAGCCACAGUCCUGAUGCUGUACAGUGAUGGGUCUUUCCGAAAGGAAGUUGGCAGAGGGCAACAGUGUGGGGUCCUUCUAGACAGAACCUGCUUCUAUGCUGAGCAGGGCGGCCAGGCACCUGACCAAGGCUACAUGCUGCAUGCAGCACAGCAGGACAUGCUUUUCCCAGUGGUAUCUGUACAAGUAUCUGGUGGCUAUGUGGUACAUGAAGUGAUUGUGUCAGAAACCCUGAAGGUCGGGGACCAAGUGCAGCUCUUUGUGGAUGAGGUCCAGAGGCUGGCCUGCAUGACAAACCACACAGCCACCCACCUGCUAAAUUUUGCACUUCGCCAGGUCUUGGGAGAUGGUACAGAGCAGCAGGGGUCCCAUGUGACUGCUGAGUAUCUGCGAUUCUCCAUCAGCACCAAGGCUCCCAUAACGAUGCAGCAGCUGCUAGACGUAGAAAGUGUGAUCCAGGAGGUGAUCAAAAGGAAUGAGGCGGUCUAUACUGGAGAAGCCCCCAUCAAGCUGGCGAGUGCUGUGCAAGGACUCCGGAAACUAAAUGAAGUGUACCCAGAUCUGGUGCGAGUGGUAUCCAUAGGGGUUCCAGUGGAAAGAGUGUUGGCUGCAAAGUCUAAAGAUGCCACGUCCACCUCUGUGGAGCUCUGCUGCGGAACGCACCUUCUGCAGACAGGAGCUGUACAAGACUUCACUAUCAUUUCUGAGCGGCAGCUGGUUAAAGGAAUCAGCCAUAUUGUUGCAGUGACCAGAGAGCAAGCCAAGCAAGCUCGGGAAGCUGGCCAGACUUUGGCUAAGGAAGUGGACUCCCUCACGGUGCGAGUGAAACUGGGAGGAACCGUGAUCGAUGAGGCCCAGAGACUCUCCAAAGAAGUUGGCCAGCUGACUAUUAUUGUGGACAGUACCACAAUACCUCAGUGGCAGAAGAGAGAGCUGCAGGCUACUCUUAAAACGCUGCAGCGAACAGCCAACACCGCAGUUAGAAAACUGGAAAUCAAACUGGCUGCAGAGAAAGCAGAUGAUCUGCUAGCAAAGUAUUCCAACCAGCCAUUCAUCAUAGAUACCAUCCCUGUUGAGUCGCCCUCAGUCCUGAUGAAAGUGGUCAACCAGUUAUGUGACAAGGUACCAGGGUCCUCAGUGAUGUUGCUAAGUCCACAAGCUUCUGGCCAGGUGUUCUGCGCCUGCCAGGUAUCCAAGAGUUCCUUGCCAGUGUUUUCUGCUGCUGACUGGGCCCUGGCUGUCUGCACUCAAAUGGGAGGCAAGGCAGGUGGUUCUGGAGUUGUAGCCAAGGGCAGCGGGACAACCAGUGACUUGCAAGGAGUUCUGACGGCAGCUCUGGAAUAUGCAAAGAGCAAACUCUGAUUCCUGCUUGCAAGGUCAACAUGUCAUCAUGUCUGUGCAAGAACACAGAGAUGGGACAGUUGCUUGGCUGUGGCUGCUAACAAGAACUGUCUACAUUGGCUAAGCAGCUUCUUUUGCAAUAUUGAGGUGGCCUUGCCCAUCUGGUCCUUCAUGAAACAUUAUUAUUGCAUCUGCAGAUAAUGGUGUGUGAGGAGCAAGGCUGUCCCAUAAAUGCAGAGGAAGGUAGCAGACAGUGACAUAAUGAAUCUGCCCAUCAAUGGGGCUGAGGGCACCCUGGUGAGAGGAAAGUAACCACAGUAUUGCCAUUACGGUAAUGAAUAGCAGAGAGGCAGGCUCAUGAUUCAGUUGGGGAUGAAGAAAGAUGGGCUCUUUUUCCCAGGAGACCAAGGCCUAUAAUGUUCAAAGGAGCUUAUUCCAGCAUAGUGUAAGGCUACCAUACUGUGCAUAUAUGUUUGUUCAGCAGUCUAGCAACAGAGGUUUCAGCCCUGUACUGUGUUAUUUAUGCAGAUCUUUUGAUCAGGAAAUUCUCUCAAUAUAGAGUUUCUACUAAGGAAAUCUACUUUACACAAAUCAUUGUUUCUAUAUUGCCUAGAUAACUUUCAUCAUCAAAAGUCAUCUUUGAGACUCUGAAUCUUACUAUAAUUUCCCCAAAAUGCAUAGUAACCUUUUGACCUAAUAGGAAAAAAAAGUUUUGUGACCAACAAACUGUUAAUUGCAUAAUUAAAAUGAAACCUAUUGCUGCUACUUAA